Aspergillus pseudotamarii is the source of this 2265-nucleotide messenger RNA. Its product is annotated as RNA lariat debranching enzyme. NCBI's taxonomy places the organism in Eukaryota, Fungi, Ascomycota, Eurotiomycetes, Eurotiales, Aspergillaceae. The transcript is spliced from 3 exons. Gene Ontology annotation, cellular component: nucleus. Gene Ontology annotation, biological process: mRNA splicing, via spliceosome. Gene Ontology annotation, molecular function: RNA lariat debranching enzyme activity. The record is from RefSeq and is a predicted model, not a curated record. Bases 1 to 2265 code for a protein of 754 amino acids.
AUGGCGCCAGAGCUCAAUUCUGCGUCUAUCCGGGUCGCCUUUGAAGGCUGUGGACAUGGCUGCCUUCAUGACAUAUAUGCAUCAGUGGAGCAGGCCGCUACGUUGAAGGGCUGGGACGGUGUUGACCUUCUAAUAAUUGGUGGCGAUUUUCAGGCUGUCAGAAACUCUCAUGAUAUGGCUUGUAUGUCUGUACCACAAAAGUACAAGGAGCUGGGGGACUUCCAUGAAUACUACAGCGGCAAACGUACAGCUCCUUACUUAACCAUCUUCAUCGGCGGUAAUCAUGAGGCUGGUAACCACCUAUUUGAGCUCUACUAUGGCGGAUGGGUCGCCCCAAAUAUUUACUACAUGGGAGCGGCAAAUGUCAUUCGCUGUGGCCCUUUACGUAUUGCAGGCAUGUCUGGAAUUUGGAAAGGAUAUGAUUAUCGUAAGCCACACUUCGAACGGCUUCCAUACAACCGAGACGACAUCCAGUCUAUUUAUCAUGUCAGAGAGCUGGAUGUUCGCAAGUUACUCCAAAUUCGCACCCAGGUCGACCUUGGCCUUUCACAUGACUGGCCGAAGCAGAUUGAAAGAUACGGCGACUACAACACUCUUUUCAGACUGAAGACCGGGUUCCGCUACGACUCGGAGACUGGUAAACUAGGCAACUUGGCGGCGAAGUUUGUUUUGGAUCGUCUACGCCCAGCGCACUGGUUCUCUGCUCACUUGCACGUAAGAUUCGCCGCGACCGUUGAACAUGGAGACUACAUUAUCCCAGAGCAUCCAGGCGCGAAACGACAAGCAACUGCUUCCCAGGGUAGUACAUCCCAAGUCCCAAGUGAUCCAAAUACGUUUGGGUUCGACGGCGCCCUUGUCACGUCAUUGCUUGGUGAAAAAUACAAGGCAAGUAGUCAGACUUUGCCAGGGCGUAUUGCAAACGAGACUCUAGAUAGGGCUGGCCCAUCUCAUGUUUAUCAGCCUGAAGGCGACUUCUCAGGGCCCCAUCCCCAGCACUCAGGACAGUCAUCAGUCGAUUCCACGGCACAAGGUAUUGUCAACGACAUUGAUAUGCACCAGCCAGCCCCAAUUCAGCAAGACCAUGAAGACACUCGAAGUAAGAUAUCGGCCUGGAAUGAGUUCCAUACGGUUGCUGCUAAGAAUGAAGCGAUCGAAAACUCCCGUUACCUCAUGGAACACCAGGGAGCUGUCCCUGAGAUCCAACAUAACCUAACUUGGAAAAAGGUCGAUAUUAGUGAGGAUGGAGUUGGUCGGAAGGUUGUCGGAGUGGAGAGGGAUGCAUGUACUGACACCGCGGUGAACAAAAAGCAGAAGUUGCAACAUGAGCCCAGGCCCGUGAAAAAUUCAGACGAAAUUGACUUGGACCUGGAUAGCGACCUUGGUGACGAUGCCGCUGCAGAUAUCGCUCCUGAAGCAGAGUCGCGGGUCAUAGAUCAAUCAGCCUCAGUAGCUAACAUUAACAAAGAUCCUACUAAUAACAUCGCCAAUCCUGCGGAAGAAGUAAAAAAAAACACAGGGGACAUCUCUGAAGAAGUCCGGAGCCAACUCCCUGCUGGUUUUGCACGACCUCAACCACAAACUUACGCGGUUAAUGGGCCUUUGCCAGAGGCUAUAUCUAAUAAGACCACACACUUUCUUGCUUUGGACAAAUGUCUCCCGAACCGAGAAUUUCUUCAACUCGUUGAAUUUAGCACUAUUUCAGAUCUCGAAGGCGCUCAGUGCGAACGUCCUUAUCGCUUGCAAUAUGAUAAGGAAUGGCUUGCCAUCACACGUGUGUUCGCAAAUGACCUCCAGCUCGGCGAUACAACCGCCAAACCACCUGCCGAUAAAGGUGACACGGUUUACGAACCCCUGAUCAUUGAGGAAGAAAAGUGGGUAGAGGAACACAUUGUACAGCCUGGAAAAAUGGUUAUCCCAGAGAACUUCGUCCAAACGGCCCCGCCUUAUGACCCGGUUGUUCCUAUCACGACAGAACAGAUGCCACCAGAGUACAACAAUUCUCAGACUGCUCAAUUUUGCCAGCUGAUUGACAUAGAAAACAAGUUCUACCUUAGCGAUGAAGAACGUGAAGCUCGCAUAGCCGCUGGCCCAAGGCCCACUGAGUCUAGACAGGACUUCUCCCGGCGUCCGCGGCGUGAUGGUGGUCAUGGGCCUGGACGUGGCAGAGGGGGCGGUAGAGGGGGCGGUAGAGGUGGCAGAGGUGGUAGAGGUGGUGGCCGCGGCUGGGGACGCGGACGCGGACGUGGACGAGCAGCGCCCUACUAA